This is a messenger RNA of Ostrinia nubilalis (European corn borer), 1247 nucleotides long. Its product is annotated as trypsin beta-like. The record is from RefSeq and is a predicted model, not a curated record. NCBI's taxonomy places the organism in Eukaryota, Metazoa, Arthropoda, Insecta, Lepidoptera, Crambidae. Gene Ontology annotation, molecular function: serine-type endopeptidase activity. Gene Ontology annotation, biological process: proteolysis.
UCUGAUAAAAGUAUUAUCUUUUCGAUAAAACCCCGUUCGACAUUUGUGGACGGACAUCGAAGCGGCAUCAUGCGUCUGACAUUAUUGUUUUUAGCCAUUUUCUCGUUGUCCCAAUCGUGGGCGUGGGACUCCGAGGCAGACACGCUGAAUGUGGUCGACUUAUCCCAGGUUAACCCGGACUCCCGCAUCAUCGGCGGGACGUCCACCACCAUUGAGCGGUUCCCCUACGCUGUGCAGGUUCAAAGAAGCAAUCAGCUGACGUGUGGCGGGACGCUGCUCACAAACCGAGUCGUGCUCUCGGCCGCGCACUGCUUUGUUGAUCGAUUAACACCCAGGCCAGACCCGUCGCAGUACACCAUCAGGGCUGGUACCGCGCUACGAGGAUCUGGCGGUACCACGAGCCGGGUGUCGGUAAUAGUGGUGCACCAGUCGUACAACACGGUGACGCACGACGCCGACGUGGCGCUAAUGGUGCUGGCCUCACGACUGAGCUUCAGCACAAGAAUCAACAGGGCCAGUCUGCCCAUGCAGGGACAGUCGCUGCCGGUCAACACGGGACUCAUACACGUCGGCUGGGGGACUACCAUUGCGGGAAUCAACGCGUUGCCGACGACGCUGCAGGAGGUAACUGUGCGGAAGGUGAACUGGACGACAUGCGCGGAGAGGUACCGCUACCUGCAGGCCAUCACAGGCGAACCCUUCCUCGUCACUACCAACAUGAUAUGCGCUGGACUUCUUGAUGUUGGAGGCGCAGACGCGUGCCAAGGCGACAGCGGAGGCCCGCUGCUGUACGGAAACAUCGUGGUCGGCAUCACGUCGUGGGGCUACUCCUGCGGUCACCCAUCAUACCCUGGCGUCAGUGCGCGCGUCGCUUCCUACCAAUUGGAUCAACGCCACGGUCAACCAAUACAGCAGCAGUCCACGGCUCAGUGGCAGCACGACCGCGACAUCAUUGCUCCUGGUGACGUCACUCUUGGCUUCAUUCACGCUGAUGAUCAAGGACUUUUAAUGAAUUUAUCUUUUUAUAAUCUCACCAAGGGAGUGUUUUUAUUCCCUUGCCCCGAGAUGAGUCUAGAGAAAUGUUAUUUUUUGCUAUAAUAAAGUAUAGCAGAUUAUUGACAAAACUAUUUAUAUUUUUUUAGUAUCUGUUAUUCACUUUCAAAGUACUGUAAGCGUAAUUUGGUACCUCAAUUGUAAAUACGCAGUAAAUGUUUGUAUUUAGGAUAAUAAAUUUAUUUUUAUACAAA